AUGCAGAUAAAAUCUGGGGUCAAUGGAACAGUCAUUACUGAGUUCAUCCUGCUGGGCUUGGUGGAGACACCGGAGCUGUGGCCAAUUGUCUUUGUACUCUUCCUCUUUGCCUACCUGGUCACCAUCGGGGGCAACCUCAGCAUCCUGACUGCCAUCCUGCAGGAGCCCAAACUCCACACUCCCAUGUACUUCUUCCUGGGGAACCUGUCGGUGCUAGAUAUGGGUUGCAUCAGUGUCACUGUUCCCUCAAGGUUGAGUCGACUCUUGUCCCACACAGGUACAAUUUCCUACAGAUCCUGCCUCACACAGGUCUUCUUUUUCCAUUUGCUUGUUGGGGUGGACUGCUUCCUGUUGACUGCCAUGGCCUAUGACAGAUUCCUGGCCAUCUGUCGGCCCCUCAAUAAAGCUGUUGGGAUCUUUAACACUGUCAUCAACCCCAUGCUGAACCCAAUCAUCUACAGCCUCAGGAACCCCGAUGUGCAGGGUGCCCUCUCGAAGAUACUCAGGGGGGUGCGGUCCCUGCACUAG
This is a messenger RNA of Otolemur garnettii (small-eared galago), 528 nucleotides long. RefSeq names its product olfactory receptor 3A2-like. Gene Ontology annotation, biological process: G protein-coupled receptor signaling pathway. The coding region runs from base 1 to 528 and encodes 175 amino acids. NCBI's taxonomy places the organism in Eukaryota, Metazoa, Chordata, Mammalia, Primates, Galagidae. The transcript is spliced from 2 exons. Gene Ontology annotation, molecular function: olfactory receptor activity; G protein-coupled receptor activity. The record is from RefSeq and is a predicted model, not a curated record. Gene Ontology annotation, cellular component: membrane.